AUGGCCUCCGCUUUGAUCUUUAAUGAAGCCAGCGGAGAUUAUCAGCCAAUCACUAUUCUGCUUGAUUCAGGAGCUCAGAAAAGCUUCAUAAAGGCAGAGAUAAGAAAGAGAUUGAGGCUGCCAACAAUAAGCUCCACAUCAUUUACCAUAACAGGAAUAGGAGAGCUUCAAGAAACCUUCAAAUCGAAUGAAAUGAAAGUGACCUUGAAGGGCUUACGCAGCUCGAGGAAACUGCAACGUCUGUCGGUUUUCACUAAGGAGAAACUGACGUCGACUACCAAAGCCGCUCUACUAUCGGAAGCUGACAAAAGCUUCAUUAAAAGGGAGAAAAUCAUGAUUGCUCAGCAAACUUUGCGCCCGUCAGAAGUAUCACCCGAUCUACUCAUAGGACAAGACCUCCUAAAUCAAGUGAUCGAACACCACAAUAUAGUUUCAAAGCUACCAUCUGGAUUAGUUCUCACACCCACAAUCUUCGGGUACACAAUCUCAGGAGCUGGCAGCAUACCCAAUUCGAUGGAGCAAGUUACAUGUGUACAAUGUGGGUCGCUCAUUGUGGCUAUUCCUCUUAUAUCAUCAAACGACUACUCCAAAACGGACAAGAAUAUCUCUGGAGCGGAAGCACUUUUUGCCAACAUCCGAGAGCCCGCUUCUAUUCGCCCUUUCACUGCAAAAGUACGUCAAAAGCGGGGAAAAAAGAAAGGGCCUAUAAGUCCACCAAGAACUACCUUGCGCCCCCCUUUGAUAUCGCAAGAUGACAGGCGCGUCUUCUCGAAUAAGAACGCUUGCGACACGUUCUAUGCUUUAUUGGAUAGCGUGAACGAUAUCAAGCGGAAGCUAAAUCGGAUGGAUGACAGUUUGAGAAGGCUCGAUGAAAGGGUGCAUACACUGGACCUAAGAACGCAGCAAGUGACUCAGACGGAAGUGUUUCGACCCAGAGCACUUCAGUGCCCUACCGUCCCGAGGACACGAUGUUGCUAUAUGAUUGGACACCAGGCAACAUGGCCAAAUUCCGAGCGCCAUACUCCAAGCAUCAACAGAGAGAAUAGUUCGGAACCAACCAAUCGACUUAUUCCUCUGGAAAUACCCUCUUCAUCACACGAUCAAAAUGACGAAUCUUUAACAUAUCGAGCAAGAGCCACUACUACAAGAAAACCGUCAUCAACACCGAGGAGAAAUCUGACGCUCCCGUGA
Molecule: messenger RNA, 1191 nt
Organism: Haemonchus placei
Lineage: Eukaryota; Metazoa; Nematoda; Chromadorea; Rhabditida; Trichostrongylidae
Source: the annotation of a GenBank genome assembly